Messenger RNA from Taeniopygia guttata (zebra finch), 2571 nucleotides. The record is from RefSeq and is a predicted model, not a curated record. NCBI's taxonomy places the organism in Eukaryota, Metazoa, Chordata, Aves, Passeriformes, Estrildidae.
AUGGAUGAUGGCUAUGCUGGUCCCUACAGAAUGCAAACAAAAGGUAGAUGGGUUGGUGGCAGCAGCGGGCACUUCGCUGGGAGACACUUUGGCUCCUUGGAUGGGGCGAGCCCUCAUUAUGUGUAUUUUGGUGAUGGGAUGACAAUGGAGGUGUGGGAGACGGCUGCGGGCGGCGGGGGUCUUGGUGGCGGUGUUGGUGGCGGUGUUGGUGGCGGCUGUAUUGGUGGCAGUGUUGGUGGCGGUGUUGGUGAUGGUGUUGGCGGUGUUGGCGGCGUUGGGGCAGGAGGACGCUGCCCGGCCCCGCUGACCGCCGCUCCCCGCUCUCUCUCCGCAGGGGAGCCCCGGGCGCGCCCCGCCGGCCCCAGCUCGGGGCGGGAGGGCGGCCGGCGCAAGCGAACCACCUUCAGCAAGGCGCAGCUGGAGCUGCUGGUCCGCGCCUUCGAGAAGGAGCCGUACCCCGGCAUCGCCCUGCGGGAGCAGCUCUCCAGCCUCACCGACAUCCCCGAGUCCCGGAUCCAGGUGUGGUUCCAGAACCGGAGGGCCCGGCAGCUAAACCCCAAGAAGAGCGAAGCCGCCGCUCACGCCAGGCCGGGCAAGCCGAAGCCGCCGCGGUGCGCUGGCCAGGAGCGGCCCCGGGCGCAGCAGGGCCCGGCGGCAGAGAGGAGCUGUCUGUGCCCGCAGCCGGGCCUGCCAGGAGGGAGCCAGAGCUUCGGCGGCCAGCCGCCCUUCUACUCGGGGCAGCUGUACUCAAGGCUCGACAUGCAUUUCAGGAGCUUGGAUAACGCUUUUGGAGCGCUGGGUCAGACCCCAGCGGACUUCGGUUUGGACUGUUCGGGAAGAGGGGUCCCACUAGGUGCGGGAAGCGCGGGGAGUGCCCCUCCGUUCUCGCUCCCUGUGCAGCAGGCACAGGAGUACCCGCACCUGAAGAAAUCCUUCCCUGAAAGCUUCUACUCAGAUGCAGAUGUUUUCCAGCCUUGUACAGAUCACCAGUACCCAGCAGCUAAAGAGAACACGUACAGGAAGCCUGUCUUAAACUACUUCAGUGCUAACCAGGGCCUGGGUGUUGAGAACUGUUUGUAUGCCAAGUCAAGCACUUCUCCCUUUGGGAAGUGUUCCACUUUCAGUUUUGAUGGGGGGGAACCUAAGCUUGAGCCCGAGCAGAUGAGGCACAGUUCACCUCUGCUUGCAGCUAGCAAUGCUAGUCCUCCUUUGGUACUUCCAAAGCAUGAAGGGGGAUAUCAAAGAACACUUCCCACUCCAGCCCCAUUGUAUGAGCAGCAGCUGCUGGAGACAGAAAAUGACUAUGACCCUCACUGGCUGGGCAUGAGAAAUGACAUUUUGGGAAUAGGGUUAGAUUUGCUGUUUGAGAAUGAGCAAAAUGCGGAACAAGGUCAGACGAAAAGUUACCUUUCUGCUUUUGGUGGCCAGAAUUCAGUCUGUCAUUUGGGUCAGACAUGAAACUGGCAGUGGGUCCACUUGCCUUUUUCUCGGUUGUCAGUGUUGUCUGCAGUGGCUAGAGGUUUUGCAGGUCUAAGUGCAGAUGCUUGCUCUGAAUUUUGGGCCCUGUAUGGAAGGGAGAGAAAGAUAAGCCAUGUUAGCAAGGACUACCUGCUGCAUCUGAGCUGCCUCCCCACCCCAAGCCAUCUUUCAGCAGCUGCUUGCAGGAUUCCUCCAAGCGUUUGGUUAUGGGCAGCCUAACAUUAACCUGCGUGCACAGACUGAUCUUCACAAGUAUGUCAGUACUGAGGAGUUCUCUGUGUUCAGGCUGUGCUGGUUAAUUCUGCCAGGAGGCUUAGCACUAUGGUGGUGUUUCUGUGGCCUUACUGUACUGAGUUUGGUUUCUAUUCUGGUCAUAAUUCACUUAUUUUAACUUAAGGAAUCUUAGAUAACAGACAUUUAGAGCUUUUAGUUGAGAAAGCAUUAACACAAGAGGUGUACAAGCAUGGGAAAAGCAGCCUUGGUGGUGGCAGGGGACAUCUCACUGGGUGUGUUUGCAUUUUAGGUCUGUUCCUCAUAUAGAACAUGAAUGGUCUUUUCCUGGGUACCUAAUAUAUAGUGUUUUCAUUCAAAAAUGACCAUGGUCUUUUAAAAGGCAAUAAUUUUGUGAUUUUCUUUUGGGUAAUUUGUUUGUAAAUUGUCUUUUUUUUUUUUUUUUUUUUUAAAUUGUGACUUGUCUAGUUGCCAAAUUAAGGUUUUUUACCUUAAUGAAAUUGUAGAAUGGCACUCAGAGGAGAGAAAAAUGUAUUUCAUCUUUGCAUUUGCACAUUGAGCCUGUUUUUAGAAUACUCAGGAUCCAUGAGACCAUGGUAAUCAUGGAAAGGUUCUCCAUGUGUACCUCUUGAGAACUGCCAUGGGUGUGUGUUAAAGCAAGUAUUAGGCCUAGGAUGCUGAAAACUUUACAUGCAGAUCUAUUUUUGUGUUUAAAAUGUGGCUCUGGAAUAUUUUAAAGUAUGCUUAGAUUGUAAUACAUUUGUUAUUAACUCAGUUAUUUUGUUUAUAGAACAAGAGAAACAAUGAGAAUAAAACCUAACCACAGACCAUUAUUUUAUUAAUAAAAUUUAUGUUCCUGAA